UUGUAUAUAUAGUCAUUGAUAAAUAUUUAAUCGAUAAUAAUAUAACUAUAAAAAUUCUAUUAGAUCCGUAACCUAAUCCGCGGGCCACCGCAAAAUUCCGAAAAAAAAAACUUUAGAUUACAUAAACGCGCGCUCUAGAGCGAUAACGAUGGUGUAAUACGCAGUGUGAGGGUGUGUGUGUGUGUGUGCAUUCGAUUUGUGUGGAAAACACGAGAUUAUAAAGAAUAAUAAUAUAUAGGUAGCAUAAUAAAAGCAAUAAAAAGAAAAGAAAUCGGUCACGUGAGAAAAAAAGAAAUGUAAAGGCGUUCCAUUAAUGAAAAUUGACGGCAAUUAGUGUGCGUUGACGGCGGGGUGGGGGGGUUAAACGCGCGCGUACGCGAUAAUAUAUAUAUUAUUUUUAAAUUUCGGCGGUACCUGCGUAUUAUAAUGUUUAUACAUACAUAUAUAUAUAUUACAUAAAUGUGCAUAUAGAUAGGUAAAAUUUGUUAUACUUUUGGUGUCUUUUCACACGAACACCGCCAGUACUCCCGACGUCGUCGUCGUCGUUCCUUAUGCUCUUCCCCUCUCCAUCCCCACAGCUGUCGAAUCGUCGACGCGCUACCGCCAAGUUUUAAAACGAAACGUCCGCGUUACCAUGUGACACAUUGCACGCGCGCGUCUAGCCGUCGUCGUCGUCGUCGUCAGUACCAGUUACAGAUAUCUAAGAAAUCGCACGCACACACUACGUACGAGCGACAUACACACAGAGUAGUACGUGGCGCACCGUGCGGGUGCUCUCGUCAACCGUUGCCGUCCCGUACACACCGCAACGCGAUCGCGGUAAAUAUAGACAUUAGACGCGGUCGUCACGCGGACCACGCGACACCGACGAGCAGGAAAUUUGCAGCGCGGCGAUCGACGCACAUUACUCGCCAGCUAAGAUCGGCUGCCGACCCGAUCGACGACGCCAAAUUAUGGACGCUUGCUUUAGCGCCUUCGAUAAGGACGGCGAUGGAUUUUUAAACAUUGAAGAGUUCGAUGGCAUCUGUAAAGGACUCUUCCGCAAUGACCGCGGAAUCGUGUAUAGUCUCGAUGUCCACACCCUCAAACAUAUAUUUAAUAUAUUUGAUACGAAAAAGGAUGGUUUGAUCGAUCGACAAGAAUUUACAAUGUGUUGGAACAAGUGGAUUAAGACUAUUAUAAGACCCGUCAACAUAUUUCUUAUAAUCGACGUCCAAAACGAUUUCAUAUCCGGUUCGUUGAACAUCAGCAAUUGCUCUGCGCAACAGAACGGUUUGGAGGUUAUCGAGCCUAUAAACCAUCUAUUGGACACUGUGAAUUUCGAUUCUGUAUUUUAUUCAUUUGACUGGCAUCCGAUCGAUCACAUAUCGUUCAUCGAGAACUUGUCUUUGCGUCCGUUAGACUCGUCAUCCCAAAUCAAAGCCGACAACGCAAAAUUAUACGACACCGUGAUAUUUGAAGGAUCUCCGAAGAUAAAACAACGUUUGUGGCCAAAGCACUGUGUUCAAGACUCGUGGGGUGCUCAACUCUAUAAAGACUUGAAGGUAGUGGACAACGCAGUAAAAAUAUACAAAGGAACGAUAUCAGACGUAGAUUCGUAUUCGGUGUUUUGGGACAACAAAAAAUUGACUCAGACCACAUUAGGCACACAGUUGGCUCAAUUGAAUGCAACUGACAUUUACGUGUGCGGGUUGGCGUACGACGUUUGCGUCGGUGCGACUGUAGCGGAUGCGUUGUCUAUCGGAUAUCGAACGAUAUUGAUCGAUGACUGUUGCCGCGGCGUUGAUUUGAACGACAUUGAAAAAACCAAGAACCAUGUUGUAAAAAAUCACGGUGUCAUUGCUCAAUCACACGAGAUAAAAACAAUGGUCGAAGGGCGUGACAGGAGGCCUGAGCUGGGCUAUAAAUUGGCACUUGAAAUCGAAAAGUCAAUGGAAAAAGAAAACUCCAAGGAAAAAGAAAACUACAAAUAGGAUCUAUUUUAAGUGUAAUUAUAAAAUUAAAAUUUUAGUGAAGCAGUAACUUUGUAAUUGAAAACUAUAUAAGAAAUCUCAUCGGUUGUUCAGUCAACCUUCACAGUAUUUGAUUUAUUCUCAUUAUUUUUAGACUUCAAUAGGUCUCUGGUAUAAACUUACUUGGAAAUUUAAAGAGUUGUGUUUAGUUUAUAAACCACAAAUUUCCAUAAAAAGUACUUAAUAUAUAAUAUAGAAAACAUAAUUUGUACGUUUGCACUGAGUAUAUUUAAUAACUGUAUAAAAAUUAAAUUUAUAUUAGAAUAAUAACAAUAAUUGCAUACUAUUUAAGUAUCAAACAAACAUUCCAGCCUUAUAUUUUUUAAAAAUACCACAUUGUUAACUAUUAUUUUUAUUGUUAUUUUUUUUUUUACAUUUAAUUUAUUUAUUAAAUGUUAAUUUUGUUGAAGUUUUGUCUUAAGGCGAUUGGUAUGCUUCAAUAAAUUAGCAACAUUGUGUUUUAAAUUGUUGAGUUGCAUCACAGACAUUCUGACACUUUCACUAGUGUUGUUUUCAGUCGAAAAAUCAAUAAUUAUGUGUUUUUCUAUUUUUGAUCCUUCACUGAAAUAAUUAUAAAAUUAGUACACAUAUAAUUAAAAACAUGUUAACAAUCACAACUAACCAUUUUAAAUACAGUAAAAACAGCUUUAAUUGUGUAAGAUGAUUAACAAUUUUUUAAUAUCACAGUGUUUAAAAAAAAUAUUUUUGUAAAAACCACUAAGUCAACUGUACAAAGCAAUGUAUAAUAAAUACAAAUAUUGAUUUUAAAUUUAGAUUCAUAAUAUAUAUAUUAUAUUAUCUAUCUUUGUAAAUUAUUUUUAAUAAGUGAAAAAUGUUGGAUACAUCUUUACAAAAUUAUAAUUAAUAAAUGUAAAAAUUAUAAAACAUAAAAUAAUUAAUAAAAAUAAAUAAAAUUUGCUAUUAA
This is a messenger RNA of Aphis gossypii (cotton aphid), 2937 nucleotides long. It is a transcript of the gene Naam, whose product is annotated as nicotinamidase. The coding region runs from base 954 to 1973 and encodes 339 amino acids. NCBI's taxonomy places the organism in Eukaryota, Metazoa, Arthropoda, Insecta, Hemiptera, Aphididae. The record is from RefSeq and is a predicted model, not a curated record. The transcript is spliced from 10 exons. Gene Ontology annotation, molecular function: calcium ion binding.